Molecule: messenger RNA, 785 nt
Organism: Humulus lupulus (European hop)
Lineage: Eukaryota; Viridiplantae; Streptophyta; Magnoliopsida; Rosales; Cannabaceae
Product: ethylene-response factor C3-like
Exons: 1
Coding region: 15-785 (256 amino acids)
Biological process (GO): ethylene-activated signaling pathway; regulation of DNA-templated transcription
Molecular function (GO): DNA-binding transcription factor activity; DNA binding
Source: RefSeq, a predicted model, not a curated record
UACAGUACAAUAUAAUGUCUACUGAUAAUCUUGAUGAAAAGUCUUCCUUGAACUCGCUCGAAACGCUGUCGGGGCAUCAACAUCAUAGCUUGUUCAACCAACCGUUGAACGAGAAGAACAACAGUACAGAUAAACAAUCGCUGCUAUCUAGUACUACUACUAGCACUACUGCUGCUCCAUGUUAUUCCAAGUACAAAGAGGACAAAAGGUACGUGAUUUCCAAAGCCAAAGCAAAGAAGACGAAGAAAUUAGAAGAAGAUGAAGACGACCAGGUCUCCUAUAGAGGGGUCCGAAAGCGGCCCUGGGGAAAAUUCGCUGCGGAGAUAAGAGACACGACGAGAAAUGGCGCAAGAGUAUGGCUGGGAACCUUUGCCACCGCGGCUGAGGCGGCGUUGGCUUAUGACCAAGCUGCAUUCACAAUGCGCGGGUCGCUGGCAGUCCUCAAUUUUCCGGCGGACAAGGUUGGCCAGUCGCUGAAGGAUAUCGAGUACGGAUUUGAUCCCCGAGGUUGCUCUCCGGUCUUAGCUCUGAAAAGAAGGUACUCCAUGGUCAGAAGUAAAGGCCCUGCAGACUCCGAAAAGAAAGUGCAGAAAGAGAUCAACAGUAACAUGAAAGAGAAGGAUAGUAGUGAUAAUAAUAACACCAUAUCAAUGGAAAAUCAUGUGGUGGUGCUUGAAGAUUUGGGUCCAGAAUACUUGGAAGAGCUUCUAAGUAUCUGUGACACGAUCGAGAGUACUAGUACUAAUAGUAGCACUAGCACUAGUACUAGUUGGGCAACAGCUUAA